Molecule: messenger RNA, 5610 nt
Organism: Zingiber officinale
Lineage: Eukaryota; Viridiplantae; Streptophyta; Magnoliopsida; Zingiberales; Zingiberaceae
Product: centromere-associated protein E-like
Exons: 8
Coding region: 190-5394 (1734 amino acids)
Source: RefSeq, a predicted model, not a curated record
UUUCGUGCUAAACAGAAAGCAAUGAACCUGGUUUCCACUGCGAAACUCGAUCUCCCUUCGUCUCCUCUCCGAUUUGAUGUCCGAUCUCCUCCGAUUCUUGCUCCUAGAUCUCGUCGGUGAUUCCUCCCCGCCUCAAUCCAUCGACGAAGGUCCACUCCUGUUUGAGCUCGGCGAGAUCUCUUGGUGGUAAUGCCGGACCGCUCGGAUUACGACUCCUCCCCCAAGUCGCAGUCGAGCUCCAGUGGCGAGGAGGUGAGGCCGCUCCCCGAUCCAGGGUCGCCCAGCAACGCCCAGCAGUCCUCCGACGAGAGCGGCAGCAGCGACGGAGUGCUUGUGGAUCUCCCGGGGCAAACAGAUCAGGAUUCCAGGAGUGUGCGAAGGGAUCCCGACACUGGCAUCCUGGUAAAUAUAGAUGGAUCGAUGCAGGAGUCCACCGAUGAAUCCGGGAGGGAGGAGGCGUUCGAGGAUGCGUCGGAUAACCUUAGCAGCACGGCGUCUUCCCGGAGUGUUGGGCUGGAGGAAUCCAUGGCUGUGAUCGAGAUUGGGGAGCGCUCUGGUAAUAGAUUGGUGGAUGAGGAGCUUGCUAGGGUUCAGGCUCGGCUGGAGGAAACCAUUGCUGAGUGCCGAAAAUAUAAGGAGGAAAGGGAAACUUUUGGCAAGGAGAUUAGUACCGUUCUGCAAAAUCUUCAGGAUAUCGUUGACCAACAUGCUUUGCUUGCCGCUGGCAAGAAUAAUGACUCAGUCGGUCUCCCUCAUAUCGAAGCAAUUGAAAGCGAUGAUAGAGCAUUGGCAUCGCCCACACCUUUACACUUUAUGUUGGAUGGUUGUUCCAAGUUGUUGGCUGAUUUGAAAACCAUUCUAGGCGAGAGGAUAGACUCUGAGAGUAAAAUAAGGGAGCUCCAUGCUGCUCUGAAUGCAAAAGACCAAGAAAUUGAGGAUCUCAAUGUCCAAAUUUCAGAAUCUUCUGUUUCUCGUGAUAUCAUUAUUUCUUAUUUGAAUUCAUUCGAGGAAACGCGGUUAAAGACUGUCGAAGAGUCAACCAACCUUGUCACCAAAAGGUUGCUUGAUUCUCUGGGACCAGUAGUUGGCCAAGAUGUAUCUGCUGAAGAUUCUUCAAUUGAUAGUCUCUCUCUUGUUGAGAAGAACACACUUCUUCUUAUAGAAAAGCAUUCUAAGUUCUUGUCAGAGAUCCAUCAAUUGAAGCAGUGCUUAGCAGAAUGCAAGCCUGCAUUUGCAGCUAUACAAGAUGAAAAUUUGGGUAAUGCUUUCAGUUUGGCUCGUGAGGAAUUGUUAGAAAGCAAGAGAAAUGAAGCAAAUCUACUGGAUAGCAUUAAAAAACAUGAGGAAGAGAAAGAGAGACUUUUUGAACAGGUCGAAAAAAUAAAAGAGAAUUUGGAGACAGCUCACUUGGAGACAAACAAAACAAAGGCAGAACUUGAACAGGCAGAAAACAAGUACAUGAUAACCAAAGAAAAGCUAAGUAUGGCUGUCACAAAGGGGAAAUCACUGGUCCAACAUCGUGAUGCAUUGAAGCAAUCCUUGGCAGAAAAAACAAGUGAGCUAGAAAAAUGCAUAGAGGAAUUGCAACAGAAGUCUGAAGUCCUGCAUGCUACUGAAGCUAGUCUUGACGAGCUGAAGCAAUUAUUGUACCAAAGGACAAAUGACCUUGAGAAAUGUUUGGAAGAGUUACAAAAUAAAACUAUUAAACUAGAAACUGCAAAGGUAAGCAUUGAGGAUUUGAACGCAAAGUAUAUCACAGUAAGUUCUCUUCAGGAGUCCCUUUCACAAAGGAACAAGUGUCUUCUGGACAUUGAAGAUACUAUGUCACUUACAGAUCUUCCACAGGAGGUUCUAUCCAUGGAAAUUAUUGAUAGAGUAAGGUGGUUCAUCAACCAAAAGGCUACUACAGAUAUCAUUGUUUUGGAAAAUAGGAAAGUUAGGGAUGCUUUGUUGUCAAUUGAACUACCAGAAGACGUUUCAUCUAGUGAAUUAGAUUACCAAAUUAAUUGGCUCGUGAGAGAAUUCACCCGUGCACAAGAUGAUAAUGGUCAGUUGCAAGAUGAAAUUAGUUCUGCCCGGAUAGUCACUGCAUCACAACAAUCAGAAAUGUUAGUGGCACACAAGGGAAUCGACAGCCUUGAGUUGUAUCUUAUAGAAGAAAAGCUAGAAAAAGAGAUUAUUCAUAAUGAACUCAAAGAACUACAGUGCGAAUAUGAUGACAUGGUUCAGAGAUUAUCUGUGCUUUCUUCUGAUAGAGAUCUAUUGCUCAAAGCAUUAUUAGAAUUAGCUGAAAAUACAUUAGAUUGCCAACUUCCUGUUGAUAUAAGUUCAACAGUAGAUAGAUGUGUGAUUAAGAUCAGUGAAAAGAUGGCAUCAUCUCUCACAGGAAUAGAACAAAUUGAAAGGAUGCAAUGCAUUUUGUAUUUAAUAGAUCAGGAAUCAAAAUUAUAUGAGCAGAUUCUGGACGAUGAAAUGCUUGAAAGAUCUGCCUCUACAAGGCUAUCAAAUGAGUUGACAAGGUUGUCAAAUGAGGCAGCUAUAUUGAAACAUGAGAAAGAGUCGAUGAAGAAAGAAAUAGAGCGAGUUGAGGAAAAGAAUUCUCUGCUAAGAGAAAAACUAUCCAUGGCUGUGAAGAAAGGGAAGGGUCUAGUGCAAGAACGUGAAGGGCUCAAAACAGCUUUAGAGGAAAAAACAUUUGAAAUUGAGAAGCUAAAGCUUGACCUGCAGCUGAAAGAUGGGACUAUUAAUGAGUGUCAAGAGCAGAUCAAUAAGUUGUCAACUAAUAUUAUGCAUAUUCAGAAACUUGAGGCAAGUAUUGCUUCACUGAAGAGUGAAAGAGACCAGAGCCAACAGAGCUUGCAUGAGAGUAGCACCAAAUUAGAUACCUUAGCUACUUGUAUAGAGAAAAUUAUUGUUCCUACAGAAACUGGUUUUGAAGGGCCUUUGGAAAAGGUGAACUGGAUUUCUGAGUACAUUCAACAAUCAGAAGUGUCAAAAAGUCAUGCAUUGGAGGAGCUUGACAAACUAAACGAGGAAGCUAGUCUGCAGGCUAGGAGGCUAUCUGAUGCCAUUGAAACUAUUAAGGAAUUAGAAGAAGAAAAGUCUAAAACAGACAAUAACAUUUCUUUGAUUUUUGAAGAAAAGAAUGCAAUUCAACUUAGCAAAGUUUCAGUCGAGCAGGAAUUGAAGAAGCUUAAAGAGGAGGUUGAUUUUAGUUCUAGCAAAUUAUCUGAGGCUUAUGCUACCAUCAAAUUACUUGAAGAUGACUUGGCAAAAGCAGAAAAGCAUAUUUCUCAAUUCCAAACAGACAGAAGUAAUUUGGAAGCUAAAAGUGAACGAGAGAUUUUUGAGUUAAAUGUCAAGUUAACUGAAUGCAGGGAAAAGUUGCUUGAGAGUCAUGGAAACAUGGAGAAAUAUUUGGCAGAGACGAAUAGUAUAGUUGGACAUCUGAUAAUGUUUAUAAAGGACAAGACUCUGUUAUCUAUAAUAGCUGAAGAAUCUAGCAAAAGCAUUGAUGGUUUCAGAAAAAUGAAAAGUGUUAUUAAGGAUAUGCAUACCUACUUUGCGUCAAAGGGAAUGCAAACUCUGACAGACUUGGAGGAUGCAGCUGCAUUUGAAGAGAUUCCUUUACCAGAAACUGAUAGCUUCACAAAUAACUGCAAUGCAGUGUUUGAGGAAAUGUGUGCAAUUGACAGAGAAGAUGUUCCUGAUUUGACUAGGCUUGUAGCAGGGCUGCAUGCUCAAGUUGAGCUUCUUGGAAAUUAUUUUCGCACUUUCUUCAAAGAACUGGAAAAACACAUUGCAAGUAUAUUGCAAGGUUUGCAAGUUACCAGAGAUGAAUUUGUUCAUGUUCUUGAGCUUAGUGACUCCUUGAAGUUGGAUACAUAUAAACUAGAAGCUCAUAAUAACGCUCAGGCAGAAAAACUUGUUUCUUUACAGAAAGGGUUGACAAUGCUAUUCUCUGCUUGCAAUGAUGCUACACGAGAACUUGCUGAAUUGAGUGAUUCAGGGGACUCUUCAAGUGGCACUGUCUCUGCCUCACAUAAAGAAUCCUUUUCAGGUGGGACUGAAGAGGAUGUUGAUUGUUAUCCAAAAGUGGUUGAUAGUUUAUUAUUUUCAGUUAAUAAAAUUAAGAGUAAGGUUCAGCAAUUACUGAAUGCAGAGAAAGUCUGGUUAACAUCGGUAGAUGAUGCAAAAAACAAAUUUAAAGAAGCUGAACUUAUUGCUAAAACUUCAGUUGAAGAGAGGAUGAUCAGCCAAGAAAGAGUUUCCAUAUUAGAGAGAGAUGUUGAAGCAUUGAAUGGGUUAUGCAAUGAUUUGAAGACUAAAAUUGAGAAUGAUCAGGCCAAAGAGGAUUUGUUGAGGGACAAAGAAGAACUUUUGACAAAACAGCAGCAUGCUUUAGACAGAGGAAUCAAUGCCCAAGUAUUAUCAGAGAGUCAAAUAAGUGCGCUGAUGGAUAAAGUAAAUAAAUUAAAAAUUCCUUAUGUUGAGUCAGGAACACUUGAUGUUGGGGUCCAUUUCUCAGAUUUUGUUGAGAAACUCUUUUUUAUAGUUGAUAAAGUCAAUGAGAUGCAGCAAAAGACAGAAGUCUUGAGUAAUGAGAAGGAAGAUAUGCAUUUAAUACUUGCUUCCCAUGUCCGUGAAAUCCAACUUCUAAAGAAGGCAAUUGAAGAAAAUAAUUCCCGCUUUCAGGAAUUGGAAUUAAAGAAGAAUGAUUUAUUGGAGAUAAGUGUGGAUUUGGAGAGAAUUAUAAAGAAGUUAGGGGGAUAUGAUGCACUACAGGAUCAGAAAUCUUUAAGCGGCAAACUUCUCAUAACAAUGUUGGAUAGAUUGAUAACUGCCUCACUGUUGGAGUCUGAAAAAUUAAGAUCUAGAGCACAAGAAUUUGAGGCUAAAUUGCAAGCGAAAGAUGAUCUCAUUCAUGAAUUGUCAAAUAAGGUAAAAACACUUGAAGAUUCAAUUCAUGCUCGAAGUUUGCAGCUCGAAAUCACAAAAGAAAGGACUGUUUUUGAAGCAACUCCCUCAAAAAUGGGUCCAGAGAUAUCUGAAAUUGAAGAUGCAGGACCACUAGGAAAAAACACCAAAUUACCCAUUUCAACUGCAGCUCAAUUGAGAACAAUGCGAAAGGGGUCUGACGACCAUCUUGUUCUAAACAUCGAUUCUGGGUCUGAUGAUUCAGUUGUUGCUGCAGAGUCUGAUGCUAAAGGUCAUGUUUUCAAAUCUUUGAAUACUUCUGGUCUGAUCCCAAGACAAGGGAAACUGAUUGCAGAUAGACUUGAUAGUAUUUGGGUUUCCGGAGGGCAGCUUCUCAUGCGCCGGCCUGGAGCAAGGCUAGGCCUCAUGGCGUAUAUGUUCUUCAUGCAUCUAUGGUUGCUAGGAGUCAUAUUAUGAUACGGCCAAUAAAUUUAGGUUACAAAUUAUAAGAUUAGAAUGUAAUAUAUCUUUUCAUUAUUCUUUUUACAUCUAGUUUAUAUUCUUUUUCCCUUCAAUAAACUGGAACAUGAAUUCAACAAUUCAUAAACAGAUCCAAAGAUGUAAAGUGAUAAAAAUUCCUUAAACACCAAUGCUUCACGGAGUAAUGGUUUGAAUGUUGGAUCGCAUGAAUUA